AUGAAAAAAGAAAUCGAUGUUGCACUUGAUCUACUUGUCUCCUACGUAUCGCGUUUUGGUUCAAUAAAAGAAGAAAAUAUCGAAGAAUUUCGUACGCAUCUUCAGAAACGUUUGCUUGAACAUUAUCAAGGUCACUGGUAUCCUGAUAAACCUAUCAAAGGACAAGCGUAUCGUUCGUUAGAAUUCAAUAAACAAAACGAAUAUUGUGAUGUUAUCGUUUCACAAAUCUGCCGUGAACUAGGAUUUGCUCCGAGUUUACUGGGUAUUAUGCAUGAUAUUACAUUAUGGAUUGAUCCAUACGAAGUAACCAUUAGACUUGGAAACCAUGUCUCACCAAAAGAAAAUCAACAACUACUAGUUGCUCGAUUUGAUAAAGAAGGAAAUGAACUUGCCAGGAAUGACCUCGAUACGUUAUUUGCCCAAAGUCGUCUACCCAUAGUUACGGCAAAUACACUACGUUCGUCACCAACAAACAGUUCAUCAUGUGACUCAGCUAGUUGUUCGGGUGCAUCGACACCUCAACGUACUUCAUCACCGUUUCCCAUGGGACAACCAUCGAUAGUCUUACCAUCACCGCCAACGAUGUACCACAACGGUCCAUUAUUCACUCCUCCGCGCGCAUUAUCACCGCAAGCCCCUAUAUUUCAAAUGUCAUCUUCGGACCCAAUCAAAGUUCCAGUCAAGGGCGAACAAAAUUUUUCAUUACAAAGCAACAUGGAAUCAUUGUCGUGCGAAGGGUCACCUAUCGAUGGAAAUCAUCUUCAACCGGAUCGUUCGGAUACGCCUCAUUCGAUGCAUAGUACAACGUCAAAUGAAUCAUCAGAUAGUGGAUACUGUGGUUAUGUUGAAAGCUUUCCAUAUUACUAUAAACUUAAUCGCUUAUACAAAGCAUUAGCGAUACAAAAGCUUUCAAACAAUGGUAGUCCAACGGGUAAAUUUGCAAAUCAUUCUUCGGCAACUCAUCAUCAACGACGCCGUGUUCCUCAGCAACACUAUCAAAAUUUUCAACAGCAGCAGCAGCAACAACAACAACAACAUUCAAUGAAUCCCAUCAUUCCAUCAUCAACAUCAACAUUAUCUAGUUCACCUCCGACGCCUACGCCAAUGAAUAUUAAUCAAUUUUCACCUUUCUACACUCAACAAUCAUCGUACCUUCCUAUACCAACGACAGUCGCUGACAGUCGUAAAUCUAAGUAUUAA
Molecule: messenger RNA, 1200 nt
Organism: Adineta ricciae
Lineage: Eukaryota; Metazoa; Rotifera; Eurotatoria; Adinetida; Adinetidae
Source: the annotation of a GenBank genome assembly